Lagopus muta (rock ptarmigan) is the source of this 1430-nucleotide messenger RNA. RefSeq names its product serine and arginine rich splicing factor 3 (gene SRSF3). The transcript has 6 exons. The record is from RefSeq and is a predicted model, not a curated record. Gene Ontology annotation, cellular component: nuclear speck. Lineage: Eukaryota; Metazoa; Chordata; Aves; Galliformes; Phasianidae. Gene Ontology annotation, molecular function: RNA binding. Gene Ontology annotation, biological process: mRNA splicing, via spliceosome. Bases 137 to 631 code for a protein of 164 amino acids.
UAUAAUGGCGGGCGGGGCGGGCGCCAGCCGCCAUUUUGUCCAGUGAGGAAAAACGGAACGGGAGCCUCGUUGAGGGUCGAGUCGGCUGCGAAUUUAGCGCGGGCUCCCUUCGCGCGCCCUCCCUUUUAGCAUCGCCAUGCAUCGUGACUCUUGUCCGCUGGACUGCAAGGUUUAUGUGGGUAACCUUGGGAACAAUGGCAACAAAACUGAACUAGAGCGAGCGUUUGGCUACUAUGGACCACUGCGCAGUGUGUGGGUGGCCAGGAAUCCUCCCGGUUUUGCCUUUGUGGAAUUUGAAGAUCCACGUGAUGCAGCUGAUGCUGUAAGAGAACUUGAUGGAAGAACCCUGUGUGGGUGUCGUGUCAGAGUUGAACUCUCCAACGGUGAAAAACGGAGUCGGAACCGCGGCCCACCUCCAUCGUGGGGCCGGCGCCCUCGAGAUGACUAUCGCAGGAGGAGUCCUCCUCCCCGCCGCAGAUCACCGCGAAGGAGGAGCUUCUCUCGGAGCCGCAGCAGGUCCCUCUCCAGAGACAGAAGAAGAGAGAGAUCACUCUCACGGGAGAGGAACCAUAAGCCUUCUCGUUCCUUCUCCAGGUCUCGCAGUCGCUCCAGGUCAAAUGAGAGGAAAUAAGACUUUGAGAAGGAGCUGUGUACAGGAAGUCCUCAGAUCUGAGUACGGGGGGAGUAUGUACAGAACAUUGUUUUGUUUUGGAAUUUCAUAAAGCUUGGUGCAUUUUUAAAAUGUUUUAGCUGUUGAACUUGCUUUGUUCCUUGUAUCUUGUAACAGGUGGCAAAUGUAAAGAUGUGAAUCUGUAUAUGGUUCUAAGCAGAUCAUAUGAAUUGUAAUAUUACUCACUUUUUACAAUGUACCCUUAUACUUAAUUGUCUGUGUUGAAUGGAUACCAGUUUGUCUUGCGUAGAUGAUGUUUCUGGUCUUGACAUUCUGCAGUGAUUGCUGGGGUUCAGCUUGUGGAGGGGAGCUGCAGCAGAGCUGUUUGUUGCAGGGUGGUGGUGGUGCAGAGCAAGGUGUGGAGGUGCUUCGUUACCAGCAGUCACAUCGAGCCAGCAGAGCUAAAGGGAACUGUGAGCUGCUGUUAGCACAGCUCUAGUUCUGACUUCCAUUACUGGAACAGAGCUGCUUUGUGUUGUGAUCUACAGUUUUCUAGCUUGUAGGGUCAGUUAAUUUUAUACUUCAUGUGACUAGAGUGCUUCGUAAAUAGCUGAUAGCUUGACCAUCUAUUCCAGGACCUCUGAAUAGACCAAAUAUACAGCAGAACUGACGACUGGAGUGGAUGUGUUGACUGUGUAAUGGUACAUUGUAAAAGUUGUGAAUUAAACAUUUCUUUACUGUACAAGAAUUUUCAUGUCACUUGUAAAAUGUCUUUUGUGAGAUCCUUGGGAUUAAAGUUUUGGUUACAACUUGUUGUUCA